Cryptomeria japonica (Japanese cedar) is the source of this 2598-nucleotide messenger RNA. RefSeq lists its product as uncharacterized. The transcript is spliced from 5 exons. Lineage: Eukaryota; Viridiplantae; Streptophyta; Pinopsida; Cupressales; Cupressaceae. The record is from RefSeq and is a predicted model, not a curated record. The coding region runs from base 385 to 1782 and encodes 465 amino acids. Gene Ontology annotation, molecular function: nucleic acid binding.
CAAAUUAUAGUCUGUACCUAUAUAUAUAUCUCAAAAGUCCCUUUGCUUAACCAAAGCUGUUGACGGGCAAAAUAUCAUCGAGGUCCAGGUCCAGGCCAGCGGGGAUUCGAGCCUUUGACCACGGGCAACACCAUGACCUCAAAUCUACCACUAUUAUAGCUAGGGUAGACGAACGAAGUCGAUUUACUUUCUCAAACCUCUCGGCGUUCCUGCUCUUGCCCUUUCAGGGGAAGGGGCAAUUCGUUCAAAUUCCCUGUAGAGGGUUUGAUUUCUUGUUUAUGGAACACAAUUGAGACGCCAUUGCUGAUGUUAUGACCAUUAAAGAUAAAGACUUUCUGGGGAGUAAGAAGGUCUUCCUUUGUAGCAGCUGAAAAUUGAAGGCGGAUGGAGUCGAGGAACGAGCCUGUGGAUGACCAGGGAGCUCCCGAUUCGUGGGAGCUGGCCGAUUUGGAUGACAGUAUGCAACGAUUGUUGCUCUCUUCCAAGACUUGCGCAAGCCAGCAGGCCGAUGCGUGUACGGCACUCGAGGAAAGUAAUGAUAAUGACAUCAACAAUAAUGUUAGUAACGGCGUAAAGGAUUCCGACCUUGAGGAGCGCAUAAAUCAGGUGGAUCUUUUUCUCAGAGAAGCAAUUCAGAACCCCCGGGAGCGUUUAUCCGUUCUACGAAUUGAACAAGAUGUUGAAAGGUUCGUUCAAAAUCCACGGCAGCAACAGCUUGAAUUUUCCCAAUUACCUACCUCCUACCUUAGACUUGCAGCUCAUCGUCUUGCUCAACAUUAUGGUCUGCAGUCAAUGGUGGUUACAGACAGUAUUUCUUUGGAUAUGUCUGGGACUAAGAUAAUUGUACUUAAGACUAAAGAGACUAGGUAUCCACCUAUUAGACUAGCCGAUAUUCCAGUAAAUCUGCCACAGGAUGAAAAGAUCAGUUCUGUCAAGGUUGCAAUUAAACAGAGGCCACAGAAAAAUUCUCAUAGUGGUGGUAAUGCUGGUAUGCAUUCCUCAAAAUUGAAUCAUUCUAAAAGUGUCGAGGAAAGGAAAGAGGAGUACAAUAAAGCUCGUGCGAGGAUCUUUAGCGUGAAUAGUCCUAACAUGGCGAGUAAAUCUGCUGAGGAGGAGUCAGCUACAUUUGAUAAUUGGCAAUGCUGCUCAAUGGUUACCUUGAAAAGUGAGGAGAAACCUAGUUUGGAUGACUUACGAAGUAAUCAUGUGAAAGGUCCAUCUGACUGCCCAGCUGGAAAUGGUAGGAUAAACAAAUUGAAAGGGGAGAGGGAGUCUGUUAGCAAGGUAAAGACGAACAAUAGGGUUGCAAUUUUCCGUGACAGGGAGACAGAUCGCAAGGAUCCUGAUUAUGAUCGCAAUUCUGAUAGGUACACUCAAAGGUUUGAUCCUGGCUUUGGUUUUAAUAUGGGACCAUAUAGUAUGCAAGCUAUGUAUGCUCCCGCUGUUAAUUAUAACACUGAAUUUCCUCAGCUUGGAGCACCUCACAGGGCUCAAAUGCCCAUGGAACCUCCCCCUCGGCCUCUUCCACAACACAUUCGUAGCCCUUGGCUAGGUUCAACUAGUACAAUGGGCUAUGGUGCCCUGGAUACUAUGAUGGGUCCAUUCAAUCCAAAUCACAUGGGUGCACCUUCUGCAUCUGCUGUGUAUAUGCAUUCUUCUCAAUUUGGUUGCCCUCCAGCUAUGGUCUAUGUCCGUCCGAAUGAAUGCAUUCAACCUUCCUUUUCACAUCCUUCCCUUCAGCAGCAGCCUGAAGCAAGUUUUGGACAAGCCCGGCCCCGCUAAGGGGCACGGGCCAUGCCUGCACCUGCCAGCCAAGCAUAGAGAGGUCAACUUUGGUUUUAGUUGAUUUUGACAUGAUAUCUACAAGGAUAUGAGUUUUAUAAGUGGCUGGCAGGGUAAAUGCAGGCAAACACUGAGGGUGGAUGGAUUAUGCAUUGCACCAAAUUCUGGUUCACAUAUGGUGGUAAGACCAGAGCUCAACAGGAAAUCCAUCAUCCUCAGUUGACAUUGUACUUGUGCUGACAUGAAUUUGGGGGAUUACAAAAGAGCAUGAAUAUCAAUGGGCUUCCAACUGUAGUGUGUAGAAGUUCUUGAUGCACUCCUUGGUGGAAGAAACAUGACCAGAAGCUUGUAAAUUGGAUGCUUCUUCAAAAUCACGUGUGAUACCCUUGGAGAACUCUUUCACUUUUGUUACCUGAUUGAAGAAAACUUUGUCAACAAAGGAAAAAUGAAAAUGAGUAGACCUGACCUGCCCAACGUGCUGGCAAACUAGCUAAGUGCCCUUUGUCUUUUUUUGGUCACUCAAUGCAAAUGUGAGAGCUGUGGUGUGGUCCCCGAUAUUACUAAAUUGGUUUUAUUGGAAAAUAGUUUUCUUUUUAGUUUUUGGAGAAUGCCCUCUUGUUAAGAAGAUAUACUCGGUUACAUUAUUUGUCAAUACUACUAGUUUUGCAUUAUUUGUUAGUAGUAAUACUACUAAUCCUUGUACGCAUAUAGUUUAUAUAUAGUUAUUGAAGUUAAAAAGUAUUUUAUUACCCAGGCAGUAAAAAUUCAUUAAUAACAUACUGGAGAUUUUAGAUCCGCUCCUUGAGAGUUUGAUGA